AUGGCGAGCAUCCAAGCGCAAAUAUCUGCCGAACUCCUCAACAGCAAAUCCCUCCCCGUCUCUCCAUCCUGGCUGAAUAACUUCAUCUCCUCAUCUGCAUCUCAACGCAAUGUCCCGCUCUCCGCUAUAGUUCGGACCGCUCUAUUUCGUAUUCUUGCCUCAGAUUUCAGAGAAUCGCUAUCAACAAGGACACCGUCGUCCCUACUCCCUGUUGACAUAUUCGAUACUUCCGUUCAAGAAAGGCGUAUACAAGGCCCAAUCCCCUUGCAAAUAGUGGAUAUAGAAGACAUCGGAACAAGCUUAUGGAGCCAAGUUGAAGCGAUUGAGCGCAUUGAACGCGGCGAGGCUAUUCGGGGGCGCGAGAUCGUGCGGACAGUCAACGUGGACGAAGACAGUGAGGAGCGCGCAGCACGUACUGGUAAUAUCAGGGCUGCAAAUUCAGCGGCAAGCGGGGCCGGAAGCAAUAGCAACGGCCCCCAUCGAUUGAUACUACAGGAUGCGGCAGGGACUCGAGCCGUAGCUAUCGAGCUGAAACGCGUCGAAGGCAUUGGGCUGGGUAAGAUACCCAUUGGGGCGAAACUCCUCCUGCGUGAUGCGACAGUCGCCCGGGGUAUGAUUCUACUGACGCCUGAAUCUGUAUCCCUGCUUGGGGGCAAAAUUGAGACCUUGGACCAAGCCUGGAAAGAGGGAAGAAAGGCCAAGUUAACGGCUCGGAUUACAGAGAUGGAAAGGUCGCAGGCGUUGUGA
Molecule: messenger RNA, 747 nt
Organism: Aspergillus udagawae
Lineage: Eukaryota; Fungi; Ascomycota; Eurotiomycetes; Eurotiales; Aspergillaceae
Product: OB fold domain-containing protein
Exons: 1
Coding region: 1-747 (248 amino acids)
Biological process (GO): double-strand break repair via homologous recombination; resolution of meiotic recombination intermediates
Cellular component (GO): nuclear body; RecQ family helicase-topoisomerase III complex
Source: RefSeq, a predicted model, not a curated record